This is a messenger RNA of Periophthalmus magnuspinnatus, 452 nucleotides long. It is a transcript of the gene urahb, whose product is annotated as urate (5-hydroxyiso-) hydrolase b. The record is from RefSeq and is a predicted model, not a curated record. Gene Ontology annotation, biological process: purine nucleobase metabolic process. The transcript is spliced from 4 exons. Gene Ontology annotation, molecular function: hydroxyisourate hydrolase activity. Bases 75 to 434 code for a protein of 119 amino acids. Lineage: Eukaryota; Metazoa; Chordata; Actinopteri; Gobiiformes; Gobiidae.
CAGAGUGGAGGCUCAACACACAGGUGAAGCUGAACUUAGAAGUUGCAGUAGGUUACGGUAGGCAGGAGGGGGUGAUGUCCGGAGCAGAGAGCAGCCCUCUGACCACUCACGUGCUCAACAUCGCAGAGGGGGCCCCGGCCACUCGAAUGGCCCUAAGUCUGCACCGGUUGGACCACAACACCAAGAUCUGGAACAUGCUCACUGUUGGGACUACAAACACAGAUGGUCGGUGUCCAGGGCUCAUCUCCAGAGCAGGCUUCACUCCAGGGACAUACAAACUGCGCUUUGAGACGGGACAGUACUGGGACAGCCUGGGACAGACCGCCUUCUACCCCUAUGUGGAGGUUGUUUUCACCUUCAAGGAGCCAGACCAGAGAUUUCAUAUCCCUCUUCUCCUGAGCCGCUUUUCCUACAGCACAUACAGAGGUAGCUGAGGCAAACCAGCUUAUUCA